Messenger RNA from Batrachochytrium dendrobatidis JAM81, 439 nucleotides. RefSeq names its product peptide-methionine (R)-S-oxide reductase. Lineage: Eukaryota; Fungi; Chytridiomycota; Chytridiomycetes; Rhizophydiales. The coding region runs from base 18 to 413 and encodes 131 amino acids. The record is from RefSeq and is a predicted model, not a curated record. The transcript is spliced from 3 exons. Gene Ontology annotation, molecular function: peptide-methionine (R)-S-oxide reductase activity. Gene Ontology annotation, biological process: protein repair; response to oxidative stress.
AAAGAACAGUCAGGAGAAUGACACAAAAGACCGAACAACAAUGGAGAGCAGUGCUGUCUCCCCAACAGUUCAAAGUGCUGAGAGAAAAGGACACUGAGGCUCCCAACACUGGAGAGUUCAACAAACACUCGGCCAAUGGAACCUAUACCUGUUCUGGAUGCAAUACUCCCCUGUAUAGCUCCACUACAAAGUUCAAUUCUGGCUGUGGAUGGCCUGCAUUCUAUGAUGCUAUUCCAGGAGCUAUCACUCGCCAUGAAGACAGAUCUGGCGGAAUGCUGCGCAUAGAGAUUGUUUGCACUGCAUGUGGAGGCCAUUUGGGCCAUGUCUUCAAAGGUGAGGGAUUCAAAACCCCAACUGAUGAGCGUCAUUGUGUCAACUCCAUCUCUCUCAAGUUUAUCGAUGACAAACAAUAAAAACUGCCAUGACUAUAGUGAACGCC